AUGGGCUUCUUCGCCGGCUUUUCCAGUGGCUUUGCUCUUACCACUUCCCUACUCUACGUCACCGUCCAAGUCCACCGCGCCACGCGUUUAGAACAACGUCGAGUCAUCCGCGAACAAGUCGAUCAACUCAACUGGCUGUCCUCUUCCGCAGGUGCAUAUGAUCGCCGCUUUGCUCCCAAAGAUCUGCCCAAGCAGCGCGAGGAAGUGCAAAAACCCACCAUGAAAGAGAUUUUGAAGCAUCGGUGGAACCAGGAGGUUGAGAUACUAGCCCGGAAAGCGCACGAGACACGAUGGGAGGAUGCAAGAGACACAGCAGUCGAUGGAUGGAAUGCUGCCAUGAAGCUGGUCAAGAAAGAAUAA
This is a messenger RNA of Penicillium alfredii, 360 nucleotides long. Its product is annotated as MICOS complex subunit Mic12 family protein. The record is from RefSeq and is a predicted model, not a curated record. Gene Ontology annotation, biological process: cristae formation. Lineage: Eukaryota; Fungi; Ascomycota; Eurotiomycetes; Eurotiales; Aspergillaceae. Gene Ontology annotation, cellular component: mitochondrial crista junction; MICOS complex. The coding region runs from base 1 to 360 and encodes 119 amino acids. The transcript is spliced from 2 exons.